Messenger RNA from Cucumis sativus (cucumber), 1758 nucleotides. RefSeq names its product cytochrome P450 81Q32. Gene Ontology annotation, molecular function: oxidoreductase activity, acting on paired donors, with incorporation or reduction of molecular oxygen; heme binding; iron ion binding. Lineage: Eukaryota; Viridiplantae; Streptophyta; Magnoliopsida; Cucurbitales; Cucurbitaceae. The transcript has 2 exons. The coding region runs from base 27 to 1535 and encodes 502 amino acids. The record is from RefSeq and is a predicted model, not a curated record.
ACCAAAGUAAUUGAGUGAUCAAUCACAUGGAUCUUCUUUUGCUCUCUAUUUCUCUAAUUUCUCUAUUCUCUCUUCUCCUUGCCUUUAACUUCCUCCAUCAACCUCGUCACAAAAACCUCCCACCAUCUCCAUCUUUUUCUCUUCCACUAAUAGGACAUCUUCAUCUCCUCAGACAUCCUGUCCAUCGAACCCUUCACAACCUCUCUGAAAAGCUUGGCCCCGUCCUCUCUCUCCGAUUCGGCUCAUGUCUUGCGGUAGUUGUAUCCUCUUCUUCUCUUGUCCAAGAAUGCUUUACAAAGAAUGAUAUAAUUCUUGCCAAUCGCCCUUUGGUAAAGAGUGGAAAGUACUUAUCAUACAACUAUACCAACUUAGUCAUCUCGCCUUAUGGCGAACAUUGGCGAAACCUCCGUCGAAUUAGUACCCUCGAGAUUUUCUCCAUAAGUCGCCUUAACCUUUUUGUGGGAGGUAGAGAAGAUGAAGUCAAACGUUUGUUGUGUAAAUUGUGGGAUGGAUAUUCGUUUGAAGAGUUUAAGGUAGUGGAGAUGUUCCCUAUGUUUAUGGAUCUUAUGUUCAAUAUUCUUAUGAGAAUGAUGAGUGGAAAGAAGAAUUGUGGUGACGAUUUGAAAGAUGAGGAAAGAUCCAAGAAAUUUAAAGAGAUGGUGAAACAAGUUUUGGCAAUUGCUGGAGCAGGAAAUCCAGGAGAUUUUAUACCCUUAUGGAAUUGGAUUGAUCCAACUUGUUAUAAUAAGAGGGUAAAGAAGCUUUCAAAGACAUCAGAUGAACUUAUUCAGCAAUUAAUUGACGAGAUCAGGAAUCAGAAUGAUGGAGAAAAUACAAUGAUUCAACAUUUACUUGGCCUGCAGAAUACUCAACCUGAAAAUUAUAGUGAUCAAAUUAUCAAAGGUCUUAUACAAGUAAUACUAUUAGCAGGAAUUGAUACAGCAGCUGUGACCUUAGAAUGGGCUUUAUGUCAUCUGCUCAAUAAUCCAGAAGUAUUGAAGAAAGCUACAGAUGAGAUAGAUAGCUCCAUUGGUCAAGAGUGUUUAGUUAAGGAAGUUGAUUUGUUGAGAUUGAGUUAUUUACAAGGAAUAAUCUUUGAGACCCUACGAUUGAAUCCAGCAACUCCCUUGCUUGUGCCACAUUGUGCAUCUGAAGACUGCAAAAUAGGAGGCUAUGAUGUACCACGUGACACAACCGUGUUGAUUAAUGCUUGGGCAAUACAUAGAGACCCAAGCCUAUGGGAAGAUGCCACAAGUUUCAAGCCUGAAAGGCAUGAAAAUGCAAAUGGAGUUGAUGCAUACAAACUAUUGCCAUUUGGGUUGGGAAGGAGAGCUUGCCCUGGAGUGGGAAUGGCACAACGUGUGGUUGCCUUGACUUUGGCAUCAUUGCUUCAAUGCUUUGAGUGGCAAAGACUCGGCAACUCAUUGGUGGAUAUGACAGAAGGUGAAGGACUCACUAUGCCUAAAGCUCAACCAUUGACAGCCAAGUGUAGACCACGUCCAAUUAUGAUGAAAAUUUUAUCAAUGAAACAAUAAUGGGUAAUAUUGGAAAAUGAUUUCUUAUCAAUCUACAUGUUAAUAAUGGAUAUGUGUAUUUUUUUGGUUUGCGACCACGAAAACUCUUGGUUCAUUUUAGCAAAAAUGUCAAACUUGAUAGUUUCAGAAGUCGUAAAAAAAAUUGAUUGGUGCAAAUUCUACAACAUAUAGAAAAAUAAUAUUAAUAAAACAUUAGCGGUGGAUGAACGAAAGUUUUUCUUAA